Molecule: messenger RNA, 1421 nt
Organism: Mugil cephalus (flathead mullet)
Lineage: Eukaryota; Metazoa; Chordata; Actinopteri; Mugiliformes; Mugilidae
Gene: ube2e2
Product: ubiquitin-conjugating enzyme E2E 2
Exons: 6
Coding region: 347-955 (202 amino acids)
Biological process (GO): protein polyubiquitination
Cellular component (GO): nucleus
Molecular function (GO): ubiquitin conjugating enzyme activity
Source: RefSeq, a predicted model, not a curated record
CUCCAUUUAAAUAGCAAGGACACGGGAGCGAGUGCGUGUGUGUGGGGGGUUGGAUAUUACUUCUUUUUUUUCCUCCUCUCCCCCCCACCACCACCACCACCACCAACACCGACACCACUACCGACACCACAACCCCAAACACUCUCUUCUCCCUCUCUCCUUUUUCCUCUCGGUACCUUUGGAUUACGACGCGGAAAAAAAAAAAAAAAAAAAAAACGCGCAGCAGCAGCAGCAUCGCCGCCGCCGCCGCCGCCGCCGAGGAGGUAAAAGGUCGACGCACACACGCACACACGCGUCUCAGCCGGCCCUGCGAGAGACAACGCGGACAAAAAGAAAAAGGCCCACGAUGUCCAGCGAGGUGCAGAGACCGGACGACAGCCCCAGCACGAGUGGGGGCAGCUCGGACAUCGAACAGAGGGAGUCGUCGGUGCCGCCUGAGCAGGAGCGAGAGCAAGCACAGCCCAAAAAGAAGGAGACCAAGAUCUCGAGUAAAACCGCUGCUAAACUUUCAACUAGUGCCAAGAGGAUUCAGAAAGAACUGGCAGAAAUCACACUAGACCCGCCUCCAAACUGCAGCGCCGGCCCCAAAGGAGACAACAUCUACGAGUGGAGGUCGACCAUCCUGGGGCCACCGGGCUCCGUGUACGAGGGAGGGGUCUUCUUCCUGGACAUCGCCUUCACGCCGGACUACCCCUUCAAACCCCCCAAGGUGACGUUUCGUACCAGGAUCUAUCACUGUAACAUCAACAGUCAGGGUGUGAUCUGUCUGGACAUCCUGAAGGACAACUGGAGUCCAGCCCUCACCAUCUCCAAGGUGCUGCUGUCCAUCUGCUCCCUGCUCACAGACUGUAACCCAGCCGACCCUCUGGUGGGAAGCAUCGCCACACAGUACCUGACCAACAGAACCGAGCAUGACAGGAUAGCCAAGCAAUGGACCAAGAGAUACGCCACAUAAACCUCCCCCCUCCUCCUCCCUCCUCCUCCCCCCUUUUACCUUACCUCCCUCACCCUUCACUGAACCUCUCUCUACCUCUCUCACCCGUAGUCUGUCAAAGCACAUUCACUAAGUGCAUCGGUAUAAAUGCUCUGUUCCUCUUCCUCCUCCUCCUCCUCCUCCUCUUCGUCUUCUUCCUCCUUUUAUCUACCUUUUCUGUGUACAUAUAUAUAAAAAAAAAAACUAAAAACUUAAAAAAAAGUCCUUUGUUCCUUGUUGACUUGAAAGCUUCUUUUUUAUACAAAGAGUAGAUUGGGAUUUUUAUUUUCCAAUAUCUGAAUGUCGGAAGUAUUGUAUUGGAGAGAAAAACAAAAAAAAAACAAAAACCAGAAUAUUAUAAUUAUCAUGCGCGUCGUCCUCCAGCUACUAUACAGUAUGUAUUCUCUCUCUUUUUUUUUUUUUUUUUUUUUUUCCUAGUGGCACCUGG